AUGUCCAGUAAAUAUGAUAGCUGAACGAAACGAAAGCAAUAGCGGUCAACAAAUUUGCCCACAUGAUAACUUUCGGUUUUGAUACAGAACUUCCGGUUUCCGGGUUCGGAGAACGCAGCGCGGUUUAAUACAGGAAAGCGGGAGAUAUUGUAAUAUUUGAUUUAUAUAAACAAAACAAAACAAAAUAAAAACACUCUGAACAGCUGUUAUAGCUCAGGAAGAAAUGAAUGGAAUGGAUCCGCUGGACUUUCUAUCUCAUGAGGAGUUAUCUCGUUUUUUUCACUGCAAGAAGACAGAGAUCUCUUGCAUGGAGGAGCCGUACACCUUCCUCAACCAGCUCCGAGACCACGACCUGGUACCUGAACAUCUCUACAGGAAGGUAAUAAAGAUAAAGUGUAAAAGCAAAAGGCAGGACGGUGUGUAUGAGAUUUUGGACUGGCUGGAGAAGGAGCGAGGAGAGUGUGUGAAGCUGUUUUGGACUUGUGUGUUUAAGAAUCAUAUCCUACAGAAAUAUUCGGUUCUCCGCUUGCUCCGAAACAGCCUCCUGGAUGGCUCCUUCAGGUGUUAUAUGGUGCGCCAUGAUGUGAAGGAACUGAGCAAGAACAAGCAAGACUCAAUCCAGAGCAGGGAAGAUAAAGCAGAUAGAAAAAAGAGGAAGAAAAGCAGUGAAGAAACAGAGGAGCAGGAAGAAGCAGGCCCUUCUCCUUUCUCUAAUCGCAGCCAGAAGAAACCAGCUAAGAAGCCCGCGUUCACCACUACAUCAAGGAAAGGAGAGAAGGCGGAUAUUUGGAUGUGGGAUUUGUAUAAAACUCAUCUCCCUGUGACCUGCGGUGAUAAAGAAGGCACUCUGGAUCGAAAAAAACUGGCCAGAAGGGGUAAGAGUAUCCAGUCUCAGGGUCAGUGGUUCUCUGCAGGCGAGUUCGUGAGGUUUGCCGGAAAGGGAAACGGCAGGAGAUGGAAACAGAGAAUCCUCUGCCAGAACACUCCUCUGCAGAGACUUAUAGAGGAGGGUCAUCUUCAGUGUCCAGUCAGACGCCACAAUCAGAAGAAUCAGAAAAUUCAGCCUCCUGACUGCUCCUCGGAAGACUCUAGCCCUGAGUCAGUAUCCAGUGUAGAGACAGAGGGAUCCAGAGAAGACCUGGACGAGGAAGGGACACUGAGACAAGAAGAAGAAGAAGAUGAUGAUGAAGAAGAAGACAGCCAGUCUAAGUUUCACAAUUUCGCUUUACCAGUCAGAUGCGGCUCCGUCAGUGGAGUUUUAUACAGAAGCCGAUUUGCAGGGCCACUCAGUAAGAGCAUCCGCACAGAGGAGCACUGGUUCAGCCCUGAGGAGUUUGUGAUGCAGGAGUUAACUCCGAGGGAAAGAGACUGGAAGGAGGAUAUACUGUGUCACGGCAAAACCUUCAACUACCUGAUCAAGAAGAAGAUCCUGUAUGUCCAUUCACUGCAGUGUCGCUGUGUCCUGUGCUGCCCUGAGAAUAAGAUGGAUCAGGAAAACGAUGACGUCUGCUUCAUCUGUAACUCUGCGGGAAAUCUGGUGUGCUGUGACGAAUGUCCACGAGCUUUCCAUCAUCACUGUCACUUACCAGUGCUGCAGGACAAUACUCUCGGGAGCAAUUGGUUGUGCACCUUCUGUGUGUUAAAAACUAACGAGCGAUUGUGGAUUCCCAUGACCAUUGAAGGAGUUUUGAAGAGUCUUGUUUCUGGAAACAUUUUGCGCUGUGAGUAUUUGCUGUUGAAUUUGUAUAAGGAGGACUCGCUGUGUGUGUUCACUCAGGAUCCCUCUGAAACAAUCCCAAGGUACACCAGGGUGAUCUCUAAGCCCAUGUGGCUGGACCAGGUCACGAACAAACUGCACAAUAAGGAGUAUAGAACAGUGAGAGAGUUCGUAGGAGACGUCAGACUCAUCUUUCAGAACUGCCGCAUUUUCAAUGAGGAUAAUGAGUUUGGGGAGAUGGGAGCCAGACUGAGUGAGAUAUUCGAGCGCGAGUUCCACACCGUCUUUAAGAUCGAGUAGCGAGUUUCCUCUUCCACAAACCAGUGAAACUUUAACUGCUGUUAACCUCUCACUCCCAUAACCAGAUGUCUGUUUAUACACCUACUAAUUACUAAAAAAUAAAGUCAGUGUUUAUGUAAUGAUAUGUCAUGGGUAAAAAAAUCCCGUCUUGGGUGCAAAAGCACUGAACGUAUAAAGCGAUACACGCUGCUUUAGUGUUUAAUGACAUGUGCUUUAUGAAUGUUUAUACAUUAACUGUUCCUUUGUUUAACUAAGAUUUUAUAUUUCAGCAUUAAGAAGGAAGUCUUUUUGCUUUGUGUUCUCGUACGAUCUUUUACUUCCUUCUUACUUGCACUUUUUUUCACUUUCCUGUAUUAAUUGGAUAUUGUUUUUUAUCUAGUUAUUCAGAAUGAUAUGAACACGCUUAUUCAUUUAUUCUAAAGAUAUUCACUGAUCGAAAGAAUCUACUUCAUUAUGUGUAUGUUUCAUUUUACAGUCAUUUGAACUGUUUGACUGUUUGAAUAUAUAUAUAUAUUUGUGAACCUGAUGUUGAGUUUGGUUCAGGAUUUAGAGAGAACCGAAGGUGAAACCUUAUAAUAAAAUAAAUAAAAG
Messenger RNA from Hemibagrus wyckioides, 2608 nucleotides. RefSeq names its product nuclear body protein SP140-like protein. The transcript is spliced from 16 exons. Gene Ontology annotation, cellular component: nucleus. Gene Ontology annotation, biological process: regulation of transcription by RNA polymerase II. The coding region runs from base 224 to 2017 and encodes 597 amino acids. The record is from RefSeq and is a predicted model, not a curated record. Gene Ontology annotation, molecular function: DNA-binding transcription factor activity, RNA polymerase II-specific; DNA binding; protein binding. Lineage: Eukaryota; Metazoa; Chordata; Actinopteri; Siluriformes; Bagridae.